CACGCCGGGGCUAGCGAGGGGCCGCCGGCGGCGACGGGUCCCGGGCGGGUCGCUGUGGCCGGCAUGGACGCGGCGGAGGUGGAGUUUCUGGCCGAGAAGGAGCUGGUCACCGUAAUCCCCAACUUCAGCCUAGACAAGAUCUACCUCAUCGGGGGGGACCUGGGGCCUUUCCAGCCGGGCUUACCGGUGCGAGUGCCGCUGUGGCUGGCCAUCAACCUGAAGCAGAGGCAGAAGUGUCGGCUGCUGCCGCCCGAGUGGAUGGACGUGGAGAAGUUGGAGAAGAUCAGGGAUCAUGAACGACAGGAAGAAACCUUCACCCCCAUGCCCAGCCCUUACUACAUGGAACUUACCAAACUCCUGCUGAAUCACGCUUCGGACAAUAUCCCCAAAGCAGAUGAAAUCCGGACCCUGGUGAAGGACGUGUGGGACACUCGCAUGGCCAAGUUGCGGGUGUCCGCCGACAGCUUCGUGAGGCAGCAGGAGGCACAUGCCAAGCUGGACAACCUGACCUUGAUGGAGAUCAACACGAGCGGGGCUUUCCUCACACGAGCGCUCGAUCACAUGUACAAACUCCGCACGAACCUGCAGCCUGCUCAGGGCGCGCCGUCCCAGGACUUCUAGAGAAGGGCCCGGCCCGUGGCGAAGGCUGGCCGCUUGUGCCUGU
Messenger RNA from Lontra canadensis (Northern American river otter), 664 nucleotides. It is a transcript of the gene GINS2, whose product is annotated as GINS complex subunit 2. Gene Ontology annotation, biological process: DNA replication; double-strand break repair via break-induced replication. Gene Ontology annotation, cellular component: nucleus; GINS complex. The transcript has 5 exons. The record is from RefSeq and is a predicted model, not a curated record. Lineage: Eukaryota; Metazoa; Chordata; Mammalia; Carnivora; Mustelidae. Bases 64 to 621 code for a protein of 185 amino acids.